AUGGCCUCUUCCAAGAAUCUCUUGAAGGACGUCCCCAAGCCUCUUUUCCAGUCCUUCCUGUUUGGGAUCGCAACCUGCUUCACAUCCUGCCUACUGUUAGCGCUCUUCUCCUUCAUCAUCUUCCUCGGCCGCCACCCUCAGACUUUGGUGUUACGCCCCCGGGUCCUCAUAGGCGCUGGCUCGCCACCUUUUAUUCCUUCAAACACUUCUGAGAAUGGCACGAAUGCCACCAAAGUCCUUAAUUCUUCUUCCACUUUCCUCCCUUCUGCUGCUCCCAAGAUCCUCUCCGGCGUCAUUCAAGACCUUAACCUCCUCAAGAACCAGAAGUGGAACAUGGGGAGUUGGGUGGAGGGUGGGCAUGGGGACUUGGCCUCUUGUGAUCUCUUUGAUGGGAGAUGGGUGGCUGAUGACUUGAGCCCCAAUUACUCACCGGGGACAUGUCCGUUCAUUGACAAUGCCUUCGACUGCUUCGGCAAUGGCCGCGCCGAUUUGAACUACAUGAAACUCCGGUGGCAGCCUAAGGGCUGCAGGAUACCAAGGCUGGAAGGGAAGAGAAUGCUGGAAUUGUUGAGGGGGAAGAGGCUGGUGUUUGCCGGGGAUUCGCUGAAUCGGAAUAUGUGGGAGUCACUGGUCUGCAUCCUGAGAAACUCUCUGCGAGACAAGCGACGGGUAUUCGAGAUAGCAGGCAGGACGGAGUUUCGAACCAAUAAUUCGUAUGCUGUUAGGUUCAUCGAUUAUAACUGUUCGAUCGAGUUCUUUCGAUCGCCAUUUCUUGUGCAACCAUGGGCAAGAGUGGAUGCAAAGGGACGGCGGAGGGAGACACUUCGACUUGAUUUGAUCGAAGAAUCAUCUUCAAAGUUCGAAGAUGCCGAUGUGAUUGUAUUUAACUCAGGGCACUGGUGGACACAUGAGAAAACCUCCAAAGGGAAGAAUUACUACGAGGAAGAUGGUCAUGUGUACCCCCAGCUGAGAGCAGCAGAGGCUUACGGGAAGGCGAUGAGAACAUGGGCGAGAUGGAUCGACACACAUAUCGACUCAAAACGAACUCGGGUCUUCUUCCGGGGUUACUCCAGCUCUCAUUUCAGCGGCGGCCGGCGGUGGAGCUCAGGCGGGACCUGCGAUGGAGAGACCCUUCCAAUUACCAAUGACAAGCACCUAGCAAAGUACCCGGCCCUGAUGCAAAUCCUCGGGUCGGUGAUCAAAGAGAUGAGAACGCCUGUUCUGUAUCUCAACAUCACAAGAAUGACGGAUUACCGUAAGGAUGCUCAUCCUUCAGUGUACCGCCAGCCCGCGGCACAGAGGAAGCCUGGAGCGGUGCAGGACUGCAGCCACUGGUGCCUCCCUGGCGUCCCUGAUGCAUGGAAUGAGCUCCUGUAUGCAAUGCUUUUGAGGGGCUCAGGUGGAGAGACCAGAAGCAGCUAA
Molecule: messenger RNA, 1422 nt
Organism: Phoenix dactylifera (date palm)
Lineage: Eukaryota; Viridiplantae; Streptophyta; Magnoliopsida; Arecales; Arecaceae
Product: protein trichome birefringence-like 4
Cellular component (GO): Golgi apparatus
Molecular function (GO): O-acetyltransferase activity
Source: RefSeq, a predicted model, not a curated record